AUGGCCGGCACGGCGAGCAUGACGGCCGAGAUCCAACUUCACCCUCUCGUUCCGACACGACGCACUCACUACGUCCAGAUGCUCCUCGAGCAAGACGAGAUGCCCGUCCUCCACAACAUGCUGGUCUCCUUAUUCGUCUGGCUGCUGCUCGCCGGCUUCCUGGUCUUCCCAGCCAUCUUCACCAGCAUCCAACGCUGGUUGGACAAGGGCGGCCAGGGCGGCUGGGGCGGCCAGGCUACGGAAACCAUCACCAAGGGCGUGAAGAACAUCCCGCUGCUGGUUCUUGCAGCCGUUGCCUGCGGCAUCUCCAUCGUCGGCAUCGCGAGCCUCGGGCUGCGACACAUGGACAACUUCGUCUGGCUGAUAAACAAGCCGCUGUUUCUACCAGGCGUGGCAAACAGUCUGGUUGGUCUCAUUUCGACCCUCAUCGGCGUUUACUCGCAGCAACACGGAAACUGGAGCAUAACAGCCAACGUGACGGCGAUUGUCGAAGGCUCGUAUCUCGUCGUCAGCGGGGUCUGGUUCCUCGGUUUUGACCGAUUCCUCCUUCAAAGGGUGAAGGACGGCCGUGGCGAGCACUACGAGCAGUGGCCGGGUGACGGGAGCGAAGUGGCAAACACGGUGCCGAUGAUCCAACCAGGGAAAUGA
Messenger RNA from Drechmeria coniospora, 648 nucleotides. RefSeq lists its product as uncharacterized. The record is from RefSeq and is a predicted model, not a curated record. The transcript has a single exon. Bases 1 to 648 code for a protein of 215 amino acids. NCBI's taxonomy places the organism in Eukaryota, Fungi, Ascomycota, Sordariomycetes, Hypocreales, Ophiocordycipitaceae.